CACACACACACACACACACACGCAAGGCAACUCUCCACAGGAAAAGCUGGAGACAGAAUGCGCAGCACCUCUCUGCCGUCACACAGAGCUCCGUGGGCCCAGACGGAUCCUUCUCUACUUUGAUAUCUGCUUAAUUACUUAUGUGAUGCCACACAGAUGUCUGGGGGCAAGAGCCGAAAGUUUCCCCACAUGUGUGCGAAUGACUGACUGAGUGACGGGAUCUUGAGGAAGGCAGACAUUUUAGGAGCGCUUCCGUCUGAUUGAGUGGACGUAUCGGAGACUGUCAUCAUAUCUGGGAAUCGUGGUGUGGAAUGUGUAGCGCGAUGGGCUCCCUGACCCUACAUGUGUUGCUGCUAAUAGCUGCCAUGGCGAGCAGUGGAAUGUGCCACAUGAAUGAAUCAGACUCUCAAGAGCUGCGCAGCUCCCUGGCCCUGGGCUCCAUCUCUACCACAGCGGCCGCUGACCAGCACAACCGCGGCUCUGUUCAGAGCAAUGUGGCCGGCCAGAGGGGAGGGAUGUCGGGCAACGUCACCAGACGGCGGCCCCCUCCUGCUUGUACGGUUGUCCGGACGUCCAUCAGCUCCUGCUUCAGGUACAUCAACACAGGCAUCUCUUGUGUGGUGUUCCUCGUAGGGAUGGUAGGAAAUGCAACACUCCUGAGGAUCAUCUACCAGAACAAAAGCAUGAGGAAUGGGCCCAACGCCCUCAUUGCAAGCUUGGCUUUAGGAGAUCUCAUGUACAUCAUCAUUUGCCUUCCCCUCACUGUUUACAAGCUCCUGAGAUCUAGGUUCCCCUUCAACGACAGCGCCUUUGGGUUGUGUCUCUGCAAGCUGGUGCCCUUCCUGCAGAAGGCCUCCGUGGGGAUCACGGUUCUCAACCUCUGUGCCCUCAGUGUGGACAGGUACAGGGCUGUGGCGUCGUGGAGCAGGGUGCAGGGGGUGGGCAUCCCUCUCUUCACGGCCAUCGAGAUCCUCUCCAUCUGGCUGCUGUCAAUCCUUCUUGCAGUCCCUGAAGCCAUCUGCUUCGACAUGGUCACUUUUGAAUACGGAAACCAGACCAUAAGAACCUGUAUGCUCAACCCCCAAAGUGACUUCAUGCAUUUCUAUACGGAGGCAAAGGAUUGGUGGUUGUUUGGGUUCUACUUCUGUGUACCCUUGGCCUGCACAGCCAUCUUUUACACACUGAUGACCUCUGAGAUGCUCACUCACCGCAAUGGAAAUCUCCGGAUUGCACUGAGUGAACACUUAAAACAGAGACGGGAAGUGGCCAAAGCUGUCUUCUGCCUGGUUCUGAUCUUUGCCCUGUGCUGGUUCCCUCUGCAUCUAAGCCGGAUUUUGAAGAAGAUGGGCUACUCUGAAUAUGACACAGGACGAUGUGACUUCCUCAACUUCCUCCUAAUCUUGGACUAUUUGGGCAUAAACCUGGCCACAAUCAACUCCUGUAUCAACCCCAUCAUUCUCUACUUUGUCAGCAAGAAGUUUAAGAACUGUUUUAAGUCCUGCCUCUGCUGCUGGUGCCACUCCGAUCCUCAGGUGAACAGCAACAGCAUCCAGUGUAAGACCACGAGCCCCAACAACCUGCACACGGACCUGUGCCUGCGCAAGGACAGUGACUAGGCCCGCACACACACAAUGCUGCCUAUGGAACAAGAGACCACGCAGACUGUCUACAACAACAUCAACUCAUGGCCACUAAUCCACAAGCCAGUCCAUGAAGCUGCAGGCCUCAAGUGUGUAUGUGUGUGUGUGUGUGUGUGUGUGUGUGUGUGUGUGUGUGUGUGUCUGUGUGUGCGCACUUGUGUCUGUGUGCGAGUGUGUGCGUGCAAAGGCUCAUGUGAACAUGAUGGUGUGUGUGUGCGUGCAGGACCUUGCAGCAGUUCUGAGCCAGUGAAAGACAAGACAAGACUGGAUUGAGCUUAUAUAUAGCCACGUACAAUGGAGCCGAGCCGGUGUGUUUAUGUGUGUCUCCGUCCCCACACAAGUGUUGUUCCCAGGCCCCUCUCACAGGAGGAAGAGUGCUGCGUGGAGAGGGGGAGGGAGCAGGAUGGAGCUGCACACAAGCUAUAAAUGACUCACGUGGCUGAGUGUUGUCUUCACACGGCCCACAGCAAUGGGAAGCCAAAGGAAGGAUGUGUGAAAAGGUGUGUGUCAAUGAAGCUGCUCCGAGACUGUCCCAGGGAUCAAGCAACUAAUGAGAACUGCAGUAACAUGGGCCCACGAUCACUAAACCACUCGACUUAUAUCGCUCUUUACCACAGCUGACUUGCCAGGGACCUCUAUUGACCAUCUGGUCUUAUUCUGGAUGGGCCUGAGCAAAGGACCACCAAUUACUUCAUCAGCAGUUAGGGCUACGAGGACUAUUUACUCCGUGCGCUGGUCGUCACAUAAUGAUACAUGUUGAGAGGCUUGGUGUUACAGUAGUCAUUAACUUGCCUAUUGAUUGAAGCGGGUUUCUUUUGCUAUGCAAGUACUCUGCAGUGUGUCUAACUUAUAUAAAUGUGAAAAUGAUUUAGAAAUAUCAUAUCAUAAGCUUUUGCUGCAUUUUUUUUCUCCUUUCGAUGAACGAAAAGGUCUUCAUGGUGAGAGCGUCUCAACAUGAGGACCUUGAUAUUCCAAGCUUCCAAAUUCACACUUCAAAUAGAACGCUGGAAAUACACCAGAUGUUGCAGUCCCCAACAAGCAAUAAACUGAAGGCUAAUGAUUUUUGACCUUGUUAGAGAUUUAAAAGCUUGCCUUCGGAUAGUGUCCAAAAGCAACAAACUUGGGUAAUAAACUAAAAGAUUAUGACCAUUCUUGAGUUCAAGGCAAGGGCUAUGGGAAAGGGGCUUGGAUUAUUGCAAAUGACAAAUGAGUCAAGAGAAAACAUAUCCUCUGUCCUACACUGUGAAUUUGAGGGCAAAUAAUUGUCUACCAUUACAAUUGUGUAGUAUGAAAUGUCUGUGUUACUGCCUUAAUAUCUGUCAUAUACUCUUAAUGGCUUAUGAUAUACUUUCAUUUUGAUGAAAUUCAUUAUGGAAAUAUUCACAUCUAGCUACAGUAAAUAUUAAUCCUAAUGUUUGACUUAUGUUAACCAAAUAUAUUGAGCAAAGACAUUACAAAAUGGUGCAAUAAGUAAUAUGCUUCAAUGUGUAAAAAUGUAACAAUAUAUUCAUAUACAAUUUUAUAAGAAUCAUCUUUUUAUAAGAAGUCCCUUGACUUGUGUCAGAAAGUCAGAAAUCCUCCAUUGGUUCUUAAUAUCACUGUGGUAGAGGGCACAGAUUUAAUUGUCCAUGUUUCAAUGCUUUGAUUACAAAGACUGAUAAAGAACAAGCAUUUUUCCAUAUGAUCAUUAAAUAACUGGUACUAUAGAAAUACACAAUUUGAUACAGUUUGUUUGAGAGUGUGCAUGUAUUAUAAGUCUAAGCUCCAUAUUUUGGAACAUGCUUUUAAGAUUCUGACUUGAGUGAUGUGUUAAGGAAGAGGCUUUAGGUUGCAGUGUUUGUGUCAGUCGAAUUUGUGAAUUAAAAUAUAUAAUAGAGAUGUCUGUCUAAUCACCAGGCAUUUGUAUCACAAAACAGUCAAAUGUAAGUCGUCGAUAUAAUUUUUUUAUGACCAUAAUUAUUAUAUAAUUAUUUAUAAUUUCCCUUCAGAUUUACAAUGUGUUCACGUCAAAUAAACAGUGGGAACUAUA
Molecule: messenger RNA, 3669 nt
Organism: Sardina pilchardus (European sardine)
Lineage: Eukaryota; Metazoa; Chordata; Actinopteri; Clupeiformes; Clupeidae
Gene: ednraa
Product: endothelin receptor type Aa
Exons: 8
Coding region: 312-1616 (434 amino acids)
Biological process (GO): developmental pigmentation; endothelin receptor signaling pathway; regulation of blood pressure
Cellular component (GO): plasma membrane
Molecular function (GO): endothelin receptor activity
Source: RefSeq, a predicted model, not a curated record